CCAAAAUGCCUCCUCGACGCCUCACCAAGCUCUUCUUCCACCAUUUCCGACCUCUCUGCACCUCCACCACCACUUCCUCCCGGUCUCCCAUCGACCCGGCCCUUCUCCUCCGCCUCUGCACCAUCUUAUACCAGCAGCAAGACGCCCCCGACCCCAGAUUCCACUCCCACCUCCAAAAGCUCCACCUUUCCCCCUCCCACGAGCUCUUCCUCCAGGUCUGCAACCGCUUCCCCUACUCCUGGAAGCCCGUCCACCGCUUCCACCACUUCCUCCUCCACUCCUACUCCUUCUCCCACUCCCCCGUCACCGCCAACAAGCUCCUCGACGUCCUCGCCAAGGCCCGCAACAUCCGCCUCCUCUGGUCCUUCCUCCACGACAUCCUCGCCGCCCGCCUCUUCACCCCCCGCACCCUCCACCUCGCCGCCCGCUCCCUCGCCGAGGCCCGCGAGAUCAAGAAGUGCGCCGAGCUCUUCCACCUCAUCCACUCCUAUAACUACCAUUCCCUCUACAACGUCGACACCCUGAAUCAAGUCAUCGAAACCCUCUGCGCAAGGAGGAUGGUGGAUGUUGCUAAGGCCGUGGUCGCAAAGUUGGCACCUUUCAUCGCGCCGGAUGUCGCCACCUAUCGACUUCUGGUGGUUGGGUUCUGCAAAGCUGGGGACUUGGUGGAGUCUUCCAAGCUCUGGAACAAGAUGCUCGAGGCGGGGCUCGAGCCGGACGUGGAAUCGUACGAGGAGAUCGUGGUGACCCUGUUCAAGAAUAACCGGUUCGAGGAUGCCAUGAGGAUGUUCAAUUCCAUGAGGGACCGGAGGUUUUCCGAUCUUGGGCUGCCUUCUUAUCGAGUGGUGAUCGCUUGGAUGUGCAAAGAAGGGAGGAUUUUGCAUGCUCACAUGUUGUUCGGCGAAAUGGUGAAGAGAGGGGUUGGGGUGGAAGACAGUGCCACAUUGGGGGCUCUGGUGUACGGGCUUUUGGUUAGAAGAAGAGUAAGAGAGGGGUAUCGAGUUUUUGAAGGGGUUAGAGAGCCAGAUAUAAGCUUAUACCAUGGUUUAAUUAAGGGUUUGUUGAGGCUAAGGAAAGCAGCGGAGGCAACUGAGGUGUUCAGGGAGAUGAUAAAGAGAGGGGUGGAGCCUAUAAUGCACACAUACAUUAUGCUGCUCCAGGGGCAUUUGGGGAAGAGGGGGAGGAAGGGGAGGGACCCAUUAGUGAACUUCGAGAGCAUCUUUGUGGGUGGAUUGGUGAACGUUGGGAGGACAUUGGAGGCCACCAAGUUUGUGGAGAGGAUGAUGUGGGGUGGGGUGGAGGUGCCAAGGUUUGAUUAUAAUAAGUUCUUGCAUUGGUUCUCCAAUGAGGAGGGAGUGGCCAUGUUUGAAGAGGUGGGAAAGAGGUUGAGGGAUGUGGGGUUGGUGGAUCUUGGAGAUAUUUUCUUGAGAUAUGGAGAGAGGAUGGCCACCAGGGAUAGGAGGAGAAAAGCAAUGAAUGGAUUGAUUGAAGCUUAAAAGAUAAUACCGUAUAUUUUAUGAUAUGUCAUCGAUAUGAUGGUGAUAUCACAAUCUAAUUGAUGUUAUGUUUA
Molecule: messenger RNA, 1570 nt
Organism: Elaeis guineensis (African oil palm)
Lineage: Eukaryota; Viridiplantae; Streptophyta; Magnoliopsida; Arecales; Arecaceae
Product: putative pentatricopeptide repeat-containing protein At1g26500
Molecular function (GO): protein binding
Source: RefSeq, a predicted model, not a curated record